AUAAAGGAGAUCCUAAAAGGGUUAGGUAUCAGCUAGGUAGUAUCUGCAAAUUAGAACUUGAGAAUAUAUUGCAUAGUAGUAUCAAAUCUGCUUCUAAUCUUGUUAAUGAAUAUAAAGACCUGCAAGGUAUAUAUUUAAAGCAAGAAAAGGAACUUGAGCUAAAAGCUUUAUCCCUUGACAAGGAUAAAAUUCUUUGUCUUAAAGAUGAAAUAGAUAAACUAAAAGCUGAAGUAGAAGAAUUGGAAUCAAAGAUGGAAUUAGAACAUAUAUCUUAUGAUUCAGAUACUACUUUAUUUAGAGAUAAAAUAAGUAAAUUAAAUUUCCUUAAUCGUAUAUUAGAGCAGAAAAGGGAUGAUUUAAAUUCAAAGAAACAUGAAUUAGAAGCCGAAGUAAAGCAUAAAGAUUUUGAAAUUACCUCUCUUGGAGCUAAAAGUGAGAGAAUUGGAAGAUCAGUUAAAACAACAAAUAUUCUAGUCAUCCCACAAACUGAACAUAAUAGGUGGAGCUGA
Messenger RNA from Scutellospora calospora, 509 nucleotides. The record is from the annotation of a GenBank genome assembly. Lineage: Eukaryota; Fungi; Glomeromycota; Glomeromycetes; Diversisporales; Gigasporaceae.